Manduca sexta (tobacco hornworm) is the source of this 731-nucleotide messenger RNA. RefSeq lists its product as uncharacterized. The transcript has 2 exons. NCBI's taxonomy places the organism in Eukaryota, Metazoa, Arthropoda, Insecta, Lepidoptera, Sphingidae. The record is from RefSeq and is a predicted model, not a curated record. The coding region runs from base 135 to 695 and encodes 186 amino acids.
AUAAUUAUAUUUGAAAUUAUAAAACUACACUUUAAAUCUGCAUUAGAAUAUUAGAUAGGCUGUGAUAUACAUAAAACAAUUAGAUACUGACAUAUUACUAGCAAAGUGUAUUCGAAACAUUUACUUAAUUAGGAAUGUCAUCAGAUGAGAACCAAGUCCAAAAUAUAUACAAAUAUUGUAGAAAAUCCCUCAAAAAAAGUAAAAGGGGAACGCAGCACACGGACAUCACGCAUUCGCAAGAUGAUACAAACAAUGAAGAUAUAGAUAUAUUACCAAGAAGUGGUAUAAAAACAGAUGGAAUUAACAGUGUUCCCGGAUGCAGUUGUAGUGUGGACGUGGAGAGUGAAAUUGCUAAUAUAUUGCACAAAAAGUGCCCCGUAAUAACAUUAGCUCAACAACAAUUGCAGCGACUUUUAGAGGAAACUGACCAACUGUUUUGCGAUAACACUAGAUGUUGCAGGUCCAUCUAUGAUUUUGUUCGUUUAUGUAAAGAAAUAUUAGUUUCACAGAAUAAAUGCUAUUGCUUUUUUAUAAUUCUAUUUACUAUGGCCUUUUUGAUUGGCAUAGUGUUAGGAGCAGCAUCAUGUGGAACAUCCCUGCGACGCUUCAACAGCCCUUUAUUAACUUGCUUAGAUAAUCUGUUUAUGCCAGACACUUACACCAAAAUAGAAAAUACAUAUCAUUGCAUUGUUUAAUUUUAUCUAAAAUGUCCUUAGAUAUAUACAGUAGUA